GAAAACAUCACAACGACAGCGAGCACAAUUGUUUGUUGUUGUGCUGAUAAAAUUUAGUAAGCGAGAAGAAUAAAGACGCGUUAGUCACCACGCCUUUGCGGUCGCGUAAAUAUCUAGGGCUUGAGUGCAGCAAUACUCACAUAAUGCCGAUAUUAUAUAGUGUUAUAGCUCGUGGCACUACGGUGCUGGCAAAGUUCGCCGAAUGUGUGGGAAAUUUUGCAGAAGUAACUGAACAAAUUAUGGGUAGAAUAGGUGUGCAUAAUCAUAAAAUGACCUAUACACACGGCGAUUAUUUGAUACAUUAUACUUGCGAAAAUAAGAUAAUUUAUAUGUGCAUAACUGACAAUGAAUUUGAACGCUCGCGCGCUUUCCUCUUCUUGGCGGACAUCAAGCAGAAAUUUAUUCAUACAUAUGGCCUACAGGUUGCCACUGCAAUUGCCUAUGCCAUGAAUACGGAGUUCUCGAAAGUUUUGUCCCAGCAAAUGGUCUACUUUAGUCAAUCGCGAGAAGUAGAUACCAUAUCGCGAGUUCAUGGCCAAAUUGAUGAACUUAAAGAUAUUAUGAUUAAGAAUAUAGAUAGUCUGCGCGAUCGCGGCGAGAAACUGGAACUGUUGGUCAAUAAAACAGAGAACUUAAGCAAUAACUCAGUUGCAUUCCGUAAGGCUUCGCGUAACUUGGCGCGUCAAAUGUUUUGGAAGAACAUUCGGAUCUAUGUUGUCGUCGGCCUAGUAAUCAUAUUUGUUAUCUACGUAAUUGUAAGCAUGGCAUGCGGCGGCCUCGCUUGGCAGUCGUGCAUUCAAUAAUAAUUUGGCAGUGCA
This is a messenger RNA of Drosophila arizonae, 818 nucleotides long. It is a transcript of the gene Vamp7, whose product is annotated as Vesicle-associated membrane protein 7. Gene Ontology annotation, molecular function: SNARE binding; SNAP receptor activity. Lineage: Eukaryota; Metazoa; Arthropoda; Insecta; Diptera; Drosophilidae. Gene Ontology annotation, cellular component: SNARE complex; membrane. The record is from RefSeq and is a predicted model, not a curated record. Gene Ontology annotation, biological process: vesicle fusion; exocytosis.